Messenger RNA from Triplophysa dalaica, 3829 nucleotides. It is a transcript of the gene znf598, whose product is annotated as zinc finger protein 598. The coding region runs from base 127 to 2838 and encodes 903 amino acids. The transcript is spliced from 12 exons. Gene Ontology annotation, molecular function: ubiquitin protein ligase activity; ribosome binding. The record is from RefSeq and is a predicted model, not a curated record. NCBI's taxonomy places the organism in Eukaryota, Metazoa, Chordata, Actinopteri, Cypriniformes, Nemacheilidae. Gene Ontology annotation, biological process: rescue of stalled cytosolic ribosome; protein ubiquitination.
CGAUUACGUAAACAGGACCGCGCUUCACCCUGCCACACUGCCCGUAUUGUCGUUUACAGCCUUUCCAAAUCCACACGGAUUAAAGAGAGACUGAAAUACCACACACGACCAGUGCCUUUUAACAUUAUGGAAUCCAUCCAGAAGAAAGACACAGAGAGCACGUGCGUGCUGUGCUGCCAGGACAUCGAUAUAUACGCGGUGGGGAAAUGCGAUCACCCGGUGUGUUACCGCUGCUCCACCAAGAUGCGGGUGCUGUGUGAGCAGAGCUACUGCGCCGUUUGCCGGGAACAACUUGACAAGGUGGUCUUUAUAAAUAAACUGGUAACCUUUACUGCUCUAAACAUUCAUCAGUAUCAGUGGGAGAAGAAAUACGACAUAUACUUUGGAGAUGCAAAGAUCUACGCGCAGUUCAGGAAGAUCUUGUCACAUGAGUGUCCCCAAUGCCCAGAGUCAAAGGUGUUUUCUAAAUGUGAAGAGUUAGAGCAACAUAUGCGCAAACAACAUGAGCUCUUCUACUGCAAAUUAUGUUCCAAGCACCUCAAGAUAUUCUCGUAUGAGAGAAAGUGGUACAAUCGAAAAGACCUGGCCCGUCAUCGAAUGCAAGGGGACCCGGAUGACACCUCGCAUCGUGGGCAUCCCCUUUGUAAAUUCUGCGAUGAUCGGUAUCUUGACAACGAUGAGCUCCUGAAGCACCUUCGGCGUGAUCACUACUUUUGCCAUUUCUGUGAUGCGGAUGGAGCUCAGGAGUACUACAGUGACUACCAGUUUCUCAGUGAGCACUUCAGAGAGAGCCAUUAUCUGUGCGAGGAGGGCCGCUGCAGCACCGAGCAGUUCACUCACGCUUUCCGCACUGAGAUUGACUAUAAAGCUCACAAAGCAUCUGCCCACAGCAAAAGCAGAGCUGAGGCACGGCAGAAUCGCCAGAUAGAUGUACAAUUCACCUAUGCAUCCAGACAGCAGCGCAGGAAUGAGGGUCUGGUUGGUGUUGAGGAGGAGGGGGUGGACCGCUUCAACAGACAGAGGCCAGGAAGAGGUCGAGCCCCAGGCGGACCACAGAAUGUACGAAGCUGGAGAUAUAAUCGAGAGGAAGAGGACAGGGAAGUGGCCGCUGCUUUAAGAGCUUCACUGGUCACCCGUAGCCAGGAGGAGAGAAGUCAUGUCCAAGACAGGAACAACAAGCCACGCAAAGAAGAAAAAAUGGAAUCAGAUGAGUUAAGAAGUACUAGGAGUGUUGCCAAACCACCAAACGAAAUGCAAGCGCGAUCCAUGAAGAGUACUUCCUCACUGGCUGGUGUGGACUUCCCGCUAUUGGGAGCAGCUGCCCCUCUUGCAGCAAGCGCGAUUAAACCAACUCCUGUCUCGCUGAAGGAAGAUGAUUUUCCAAGCCUGUCUGGUGCGCUAGUUUCCACUCCGAUGACGCCUGCAUACACCGGUCAACCCAGAAAACACUCGUCCUUCCAGGAGGAAGACUUCCCUGCACUGGUCUCCAAGAUCAAACCACUCAAGCCUCAGUCGAGCACAGCGUCGGCAUGGUCUCAUGCUGGAAGUAAACCCGUUCCCAAUAAACCUGUGGUUCUGCCAACCAAGCAAACCUCUGCAGUCUCUUCCUCCAUAUUAUCUGCCAGUGACCCGCCCCCCAGCGGAAGUGUCCCUCAGACCCUCCCCAACUCAUCAUCUCGGCGUAAAAAGAAGCUCACGCUUGCAGAAACCAACAAAGCUCCACCUAAACUUAGAUGUCCCUCAUCAUCCGAUGAAGAGGAUUCAAUGAACAGUAAAACGGCCCAGGAGAUUCGCGCUGUUCCCACCAUGCUCGACAUCUCCACAUUGUUAACGGUUAAAGUUGGCUCACCUCAGGCAAAUCCCAAAACCAGUAAAAAGAAAAAACAGGCAAACUCAUCAUCAUCUUUUAGUCCUUUGCAUACCCCGGAGUCCGUGUCCAAAAAAUCUCACAAAGAAAACGUUCCUGAAACGAAGCCACCAGAUAUUAGUCUCACCAAAGGCCCUACAACCUCCAAAUCAAACUCAUUCAUAAAUGGACAUACAGAGAAGCCGACAGAAGCACAAUCCUGUACCUCAUUUCCUGACAAUAUUCCUUCCCCCAUAAAGCAGCCGGUAACUGAACAAGUCCCUCCACCCAUGGAAGAAGAUUUUCCAGCACUUACCUCAAAGAAACCUCCACCUGGCUUUAAAGGUGCAUUUCCUUUGAAGAGCACUCCGAGUGUGCUGCCUCCUCCUCCUGGACUCGUGCCUGUGGUCAGCAAACCUCCCCCAGGAUUCACUGGCAUCGCACUCAACAGUAAUGUGGUGGAGCCCACCGUGUCUGCUGUUAACAGGUCGACUCCUGCUAUUGGAUCUUACCUCAUUCCUGAAAAUUUCCAGCCGAGGAACAUGGACCUCAUUCAGUCUAUAAAAAAUUUCCUUCAAAACGAUGAAACCAAGUUCAACGAGUUCAAAAACUAUUCAGGCCAAUUUAGACAGGGUAUAUUACCUGCAGUCCAGUACUACAAAAGCUGCCAGGAACUGCUGGGGGAGAAUUUCAACAGGGUCUUCAAUGAGUUGCUGGUACUACUUCCAGACACUCGUAAGCAACAGGAGCUUCUCACUGCCCACGGAGAAUUUAAAGCCCUCGAGAAACAGCAGCAAAGCUCGAAGCCCAAGAAAAACAAAAAGAAAGCCUGGCAGACAGGCAACACCAGCAUUAGCCUGGAGCUGGACUGCCAAGUGUGUCCCACCUGCAAGCAGGUGCUAGCUUUGAAAGACUUCAACACCCAUAAGACCCUGCACAACGACGACGACGACUUCCCCUCUCUACAGGCCAUAAGCAAAAUUAUCAGUUAGCCGUCCGUAAACGCACAUCUACAGCUCAGUCACACAAGAUCUGUUGUCUUACCAGGUUUAACAGAUGAGGAGCAGCGCUGGAUUCUUCUGGUUAAGUUGAAGGUGAACCUGUUUUGAAGGGGAAAGAUUGUGAUCUUGUACUUUUCGGAGUGCAUGUAGAACUGUAACUGUUCUGGAGGGAGCUGAGUUUAAUCUACUUGAACGAUUGAGUUAUAACGUGAAUUUCUUUAAUACCUGUACAGCUCCGAUCCUUCCUUGGCUUUUUUUCUUUAGGUUUUUCUAAUGCUCAAAUAAGCAUGCUCAUUUGUUUUCUACAUUUUUUUCAGAUUGGCUGCAUUUGGAAAAAUAACUUAUUUAUUUCAAAACGCACCUGCUCAUUAUUGCUCAUUGCUGUUUACAACAUAAUUUGCAGUACAUAAAAUAAAUGGUUAAUAUAUAGAUAUUUUCUUAGGUACAGCAAAAAAUGUCAACUGGCCAUUUUUGAAUGUGUCUGCUUAAAUGCUUUGGAAUUAAACGAUCAAUCCAGGGAACAAAAUGUACUCCACACUCUUUAGGGCACAUAAGACUGUCUGAAGUGAAACCUGAAUCUUGAAGGUGUGAUCUACUGUUUGUAUUUACCUUUUGCCCUUCAGUGCUAGAAAGGUCAGUAAAUUUCACCUGCUUUCAAUAAUGCCAAAAUAUGGGCACAUUCGAAUGGGGAUCAAUAUAAAAUUAGGACUGUUGGAUAGUUCUGUGAUUUCUUUGUUUUCACUCCCAGUACCAUGGUUAUACAUUGUGCAUGUGCCUGUAAAAUAAUCUUUGCACUGCCACAGAUGUGAUACUUCAGGAAGGUCAUUUUCUCAUCUGUCUUGCAGUAACCAAUAAUAAGACCAUGCCCCUAUAGUUCUUGAACUGAUAAGGCAUGUCUCUAUAACAAAUGCAGGUAACACAACCUCUGCUUAUUACGUGCCAAAGUAAAAUAUAUUGAACUUGUUUUUCAUUAUAUUUAACA